Dacryopinax primogenitus is the source of this 1047-nucleotide messenger RNA. RefSeq lists its product as uncharacterized. The record is from RefSeq and is a predicted model, not a curated record. The coding region runs from base 1 to 1047 and encodes 348 amino acids. The transcript is spliced from 13 exons. NCBI's taxonomy places the organism in Eukaryota, Fungi, Basidiomycota, Dacrymycetes, Dacrymycetales, Dacrymycetaceae.
AUGUCUUACCCGACUUACGACCCGUCUCUGUUCGGCCCAGAAGACCAGACGCUCCAUACUGUCUUCCUGAGCCGGUAUAUCUCCCUGGCGGGGUAUUCUGUACUUCUGCUUGACCUGAUCAUCACCCUACCCCAUGAAAUGUCGGUGGUGUGGCCAGCACGAUGGUCGAUCGUGAAGAUAUUGUUCUUGAUCACUCGAUACAGUGUACCUCCUGUUAUAACGGCGAACAUCGUAGGUAUCCUUGGGCUGACGACCUCCUUGACCACCACCGGUAUGGCGAGACUCAUGGCGUACUACCAAUUAACCGCACUUGCUCUGUUCAAUGUGAUUGUAUCCUUACGACUCCACGCCCUGUAUGGCCGCCGUCGUGACGUAUUCUGGGCUCUGGCCGUUCUGCUUGCGUUCACCUACAGCGCGGCCAUCGCUCUCGCAUCCCACUUUUUCGGGAAUGUAGUCUUCCCCACGGUUGCGUAUACCGAUGUACCUAACUUCGAUAUGUGCUUUGCCACAAAAUGGCAGGGUGUUUGGGCCGUGUGGGUUCCCGCAACGAUAUACGAGACAAUCCUGUGGGGUAUGACAGCUUACAAGACGUGGCAGCAUUGGCAUGUUGGACGUGUGCCACUCCGAGUAGCACUAGCUGGUGAUGGAUUUCUGUAUCAUAGUUGCGUCUUGGCAGUGCGUAUCCUCUCCGUCUUGACAUUUGGCCUUUCGCAAUCUCCAUCCUUGAUGCUCUUCGUCGUCAAUUUUGCCUUCUCAAUCAUCACGACCGCCGCCUCACGGAUGAUGCUCUACCUGCCCAGUGUUCAGGGGAUGGAACGCUGGUCCCAAGAACAAGACACUUUCCGGGAAUCUGGCGAGUGCUCUGAAUGGGCCAUCUCUCCGGACCUUGCCCUCCGCGCACGUCCGAAAGUUAACCUCUGGCUCGCCGACCAGGGCGGGAGGUCGUUUCUCGAACAGGUGUACCAGACUACUGUGGACGCGGAGACUCCAGAGAAGCCAACGUUACUGUAUAUGGACAAGUUUAUUGUUGGUCAUACGAGGAAGUAG